This is a messenger RNA of Styela clava, 2065 nucleotides long. RefSeq lists its product as uncharacterized. The record is from RefSeq and is a predicted model, not a curated record. Lineage: Eukaryota; Metazoa; Chordata; Ascidiacea; Stolidobranchia; Styelidae.
UCCAGUCACGUCGGCUAUGCCUAAACGCGCGAACGUAACUUCAAUUGCGUUAUUGCUUAUGGUUAGGGAGGCGGUGCUUUCAUUUAUGAAUGGCACGUAAAUAGGCCGAUGGUUUACUAUGUACAUUUAGACGAAUGCGUUGUUUGCCUCGGCGUUAAAGUUUAUUCAAGCUACAGUGCAGUGAAUUAAAAUUCAAAAGUUGGAAUACACGAAAGAGAAAUGGAAUUUUAUUUCGUGACAAUCCUCUUCCUUAUUGGAAAAGUCGCAGGUAUAAAGACGGAUCCUCUCGUGUUUUGGUCAAUGGACACGUAUGACGGUGAAACAUUGCUGCCCGACUUCGGAGAUAAAGAUAAAUAUUCGUGUGAUUUGACAAGCUUGGGAAACAUGGAGUAUGUUCAAGCGGGAAUAAAAGGCAACGCAUUACAUUUGAACAAAGAAAAAAUUGAAUUAAUUGAAAAUAUUUGGAAAUCCGAUUGCAUACGAAAUCCAGUUGAAUGUAAAGAUGGAUUGACUCUGGCUUUCUGGCUAAACGUAAAAGAAUUCACAUCACGGCGCAAUCAAGUAAUAGUAAGAAGCACAACAUCUUACAAAAGCCGACCAGGGAUAUAUAUCGGCGGUAACGACAAAGAUGAGAACUCACUGUUGUUUUUUAUUCGUACUGCUGAAGGUAAACAGUACGAAGCCAAUCUACAACGAACUCUUGUUAUGGGUAGAUGGACUCAUGUUGCCAUGAGUUGGAACAACCAUACUGGAAUGCAGGUGUCCAUCAACGGUACCCUGCUUAAUCAAAAUGAGUAUACUGACACGCCUUCUGUCAAAGACGUACGUCGAUCAUAUCCCAUGAGGGUAGAUUUUGUUGUUGGCGAUAUUCUUGGACCAAUAUUUUCUCUUGACGAGUUUUGGAUUUUUUAUCAAAAUAUUUCAGCCGAGGAAAUUCUCAGUUUGUAUGAAAAUGCUAUAGCAGAAGAAACAGCUAAAUCACUUUCUAGUACAACCUCAACCACGGAACAGACACCAGGGCCUAGAACUACUACAGCGCAAUCAUCAACUACAUCAUAUAACAUACCAACUAAUGUAACAGUCGAGGUGUUAUGGACCAGUACAUCUAAAACCAUGCCAGUUCUAACUGAGAUACCUAGAACGUACAAUGCAACAAGAAAAAGCAUAGUUCUACCUGGCACUACUAAAUACUAUAUCAACGAAAAAGUUACUACUAGUUUCGUUCCAAACGACUUUUCUCCGCAGUAUACAAAUGUCAGUAUUUUUGAAAAUCAAACUAGAGAAAAUGUUGUACAAGUAACAGAAAUACAAACUACCACCAGUACAACUACUACAACCAGACCAUGGCGCACUUCAUACAAUGGUUGGUUUUACUCGCAGACUUGGUUUCAUGUUGUUAUCAUAUGUAGCUUUCUGCUUUUGCUAGCGGUAUCAAUUUGGUUAUGUGUGGUGCAUUGUUGCAUACCAGCAUGUGAAAAGGAGAAAGAAUUGAAGCAAUCGUUAGCCAAUACGGAAGACCAAGUCUUAGAAGCGUUGGUUUGACAAAACUAUUCACUAACACUCAAAGGUGACUAAUACUCGAAAUGACUGCAUUAAUUUUUGAGUUUUUCCUCGAGAUAUACCGGUGUUUUCACAUAUUGAUCUAGAUGUGCCAUGUAUGGUCCAUAGGUUAGCAUCGCAAAUUGACCGUAUAAGAUUCAAACUUUUGUGUUGGAUUUAAAUUGUACUGCGAUAAGUUUUGUUAUGCAUACUUCACAAUAGCAAUUACAUCUGACAGCAAUUUGUUGUUUGGUCUAACAACGAACGACCUAAAAUUGGUGAGACGCUGUUAGUUUAAUAUCAAAGUAGAAAGGCUGCACAAUUUUGCGCUCACAAAUAAAAUGUGUAUGUUAUGUAACGAUACUUGCAACAAAUAAUAUAGGCUAAAGUCCUCCAAUAUUUUAUCAUCACACUUUUCUAUGCUUAUCGAUAUACAAAAUUUGCAAGCUUUGAUUCAUUCUACCUCUCCGUAUAAUUUAAUUGAAUAUAAUAUGAAACAUUUGCACAUUGAAACGAAUAUCUCAUA